AGGUUAAUUCCUAGAAAUGAAACCAUAAACAAUGAAGUGUCGCGAUUGUUUGGUCGAGGCAGAGACGUUAAGCCAUCAUCAACUUCAACGAAUCCAGCAGCUGAUAGCAAUGGCGCCGCACACAACGAAGUCUUGUCACGCUUUAGGCGUUUGAACAACAACCGACGAAUAGGGCAAUCUUUAAUACCAAAGCGCCGCAAGCCAAAACAACCAAACACCACUCCAUUUAUGUGCGAUGUGAUUCUGCUAAGUGGGCCAAAGGAUUCAAUAGUACCACGACAAGGCGUGAAGCUGGCCCUCGCUGAACGAGGCCACGYGCUCACAGSCUGUCGCUUCCAUAAAGCAAUGACAGAAKUAAAUGUGGAAACCGCCAUACAUGAAGCGUUUKGAAGCAUAAUACCCUUGCUUGUGGACAUUGAGAUUCUUCACUCUGUCCACAAUGCCCUAKUAAAGCCWGUUCYAAGUCCUGGGCAGCAGGGAAUUGAUGGCGCAAUUUUACAUCGACUYUUUAAAGUAAAGAACAAACCCAUCUAUGUCAGGCCCAGCAAGAUUAUUGUACCUGAACUUGCACAGGAAAAUGAAGCGGAGAAAAGUAAAGACCAACUGUCAUUCAAUGUUGUUGAAGAUACAGACAAUGAAGACAGUGAUGAUUACUUAACUCCUGUGUUAUUAAACAGCUCUACCCAAGUCCCUUCUAGCAGCAAUGGCAGCCAGCCCACCCUAGCCAGUAUGUCCACCUUA
Exaiptasia diaphana is the source of this 741-nucleotide messenger RNA. RefSeq lists its product as uncharacterized. NCBI's taxonomy places the organism in Eukaryota, Metazoa, Cnidaria, Anthozoa, Actiniaria, Aiptasiidae. The record is from RefSeq and is a predicted model, not a curated record.